AUGUCGAGAAUUCAACUUGGCAAGAAUCGAAGAACUCGCGCGGGUGUGACACAACCAGUCGCAGAACCCGAACCUCAAUUUACAAGGACCACAACUACUACAAAAGAAGAAGAUGACACAGAACCACAACUUGACGAUGAGGAAGAAGAAGAAAAACGACGUAUCCUCGAAACAUUGGCGAAACAAAACAACAAAAACAAACAACCCGAACAACCAAAAGAGGAUGUGCCUCAAGAACCCCCAAAAGAAGAAAUCAAAGAAGAAAUAAGCACAGAAAAAGGUCAAGAAGAACCCCUGCGGAAAUCAAAUUUUUUGAAUCGAAGAAUGUCCCGAGCGGGUUCUGGCAAACGGUUUACGACAGACAGCACUGAGACUCCCGCCAAAGCGGAAGACAGUCCUGUUGAAAAGGAAGCUGAACCUCAUAAAGAGAAGGAGAAAGACAAAAGCGGCAAAGACAAGAAAGAAAGGCGGCUGAGUUUCUUUCAAAAGAUGAAAGGGAAGAAAGACAAGAAAAAGGAAGACGAUACGAGUGCGGGGACAGACUCAAAAACAGAAGAGCAAACAACAGAAGAAGACACUUUGCCAUUCAACGACGAAGCUUUUAAGUCGUUUCAAGAAGAAAUCGACAAACUUAAAAAGCAAGUUGAAGACCAGGAUGUAAGUAUUAUGGUCAAAACUAAGAAAGAAGAAAGUCUCAAUAAAACAAUUGCAGAAUUAAACGACGAAAAAACAAGACUUUUGAAAAUAAGCGAAGUGAAGGACGCACGUGUUUCAGAGCUUGAAGAAAGCUUGAAAAAGGUUGAAGAAGAAAAAAUCAAAAUGCGAGAAGAUAAGGCGAAUUGCAACGAAGGAAUGGAGAAGGUGGCCGAAGAACUUGAAAGUGUAAAAAAGGAGAAGCAAGCCUCCGACGAAACGAACGAGAAGAACUUGAAAACAUUGAAUUUGAAGAUUGAGGAAUUGAAGCAAAGCAUUGCAGAAAAGGAUGAGGAAAACACGAAAAUGAAUGAGCGUAUUGACAUCUUAACAAAAGAGAAAGAAACGAAUUUGACAACAUUCGACGAGGUGUCGAAAGAAGUUGAAAGUUUGAAGACACAACUUGAAAAGGUUAAUCAAGAGAACACACAACAAAAUGAAAAGAUGAAAAACGACUUUGAAAUUGAGAAACAAAAUCUUUUGAAGCAAAUUACAGACGGAAAGGAAGAAAUAACAAAAUCGAAUGAAGACAUUCAAAAUCUUCAAAGCGAAAAGAAUAAAAUUCAAGAAGAGAUGAAAGAACAAGUCGACAAGAAUAACAAAUUGGAAAAACAAAUUGAAGACCAGAAAGAACAAAUCAAAACACUUGAAGACAAAGUCGAAAAGGUUGAAAAUGAAAAAGCAAAGGUGAUGAGCGACAUGGCAAAUGGCAGCGAUGGGAUGCAAAAGCUGAAUGAAGAACUCGAAAAGGUCAAUUUGGAAAAACAUACUUUGGAACAACAAAAUUCAGAGAAGGACAAAACCAUUAAGUCGGUCAAUUUACAGAUUGAGGAAUUGAAUAUAAAGAUCCAGCAACAAGAAGAAGAGUUUCAGAAAGUUACAGCCGAAAAAGUGAAUUUUGAGACUCAGAUUACUGCAUUAACACAGAAAAUAGCCGGUGGAGAUAGUAGCGCAGUACUUCUGAAAAAUCAAAUAGAAGCACUGAAUGAAGAAAAUAAGAAAUUAAAAGAAGAAAUUUCCGAUUUAAAAACAAAGGUGUCUGGUUUUGUUAGCGAAUCAUCUAUUCUCAAUGCAGAACUUGAUAAAUUGCGUGCUGAAAAUUCGAGGUUGAGCGAUCAGCUUUCACAACACAAAGAUGUCAAAGACUCUUUGGUCCAAUCAGAAGAGAACAUUAACAAACUUAAAGAACAACUGAAAAGUCUUGAAAAAGAGUUGACUGAGAGUGAAAAUGCAAAGAAGUCACUUGAAGAAGAAAAUUCGAGUCUGAAUGAUGAAAUUGAAAAACUGUCGAAUGACAAAAGAACAAAUAACACUGACAACAUCCAACAAGUUUUGACUCUUAAAAAGGAGAACCAACACCUCUCAACUUCUUUAGAACAAAAGAAAGAUGAAGUCUCUCAAUUGCAAGAGAAAAUAGAAGGGUUUGAAGGGAUGGUCGCUCUCUUAAAAACUCAAUUAGAGAAGAGCAAAGUUGACACACAAGAACUUACUUCCUUAAGCGAAGAGAAUAUUGCGAAGGAACAAGAGGUCACAACACUCAAAGAGAAAAUUGACGACCUUGAGAAGCAACUGCGUACUGUAAAAAGUCGUGCAAAUUCCGAUCAGACUGUUAGUCGUAUUCAAAACACGCGCAGUGGGAUGAACAACACCAUCGAAGACUUGAGACAGAAACAAAGCGAAUUGGAAAAGGCGAAUUGGGACCUGAAAGACACUAUCAACGAGUUAAACAACAAAUUAAGUGACAAAGAGCAGCUUAUAGAAAACUUGAAAGACAACAACCAGAGUGUCAUCGGAAAGACAGAAAGUGAGAAAAAGAACUUGGAAGACACAUUGAACGAGCGAACAACAGAACUUGAAAGUCUUAAAGAACGUCUUGAAAAGGAAAUAAUGGAGAAAAAGCACAUCCAAGAUGAUUACAACGAUUACGUCAGAAAGGAAAUUGGAGAAAGUGGGAGUGUCGGUGAGCCUGGCGAGGAUGAAGCAAGAGAGAAUGAAAUAGCAGUGAGACAAUUGCGUGUUGAAAACACUAAACUGCGAUGUAGUGUAGAUACUUUAAGUGAACAAGUUAUGAGUAAACAAAACUUGUUACAACAACGGGAUGACAAAAUAAUGAAGAGCCUUGAAUAUCAUUACUUCGAAGCAGUUUGGACGGCUUUGAAGAUGCAAGUGAUCGAGUAUGGUGGGUCGAAGAGUAUGUUAAAGAGAGUGGCAGAAAACCCGCUCUUCUUGUUCAAGAAAUGUUAUCAGGAAAAUUCAUUUGACAGAUACAACGAGUGGGUUGUGAAAUAUGCCAAAGGACAAAUAACCAAAUAA
This is a messenger RNA of Entamoeba invadens IP1, 3006 nucleotides long. RefSeq lists its product as hypothetical. The transcript has a single exon. The record is from RefSeq and is a predicted model, not a curated record. Lineage: Eukaryota; Evosea; Mastigamoebida; Endamoebidae. Bases 1 to 3006 code for a protein of 1001 amino acids.